Dendrobium catenatum is the source of this 497-nucleotide messenger RNA. RefSeq names its product photosystem I reaction center subunit psaK, chloroplastic. Bases 45 to 446 code for a protein of 133 amino acids. The transcript has 2 exons. NCBI's taxonomy places the organism in Eukaryota, Viridiplantae, Streptophyta, Magnoliopsida, Asparagales, Orchidaceae. Gene Ontology annotation, cellular component: photosystem I; membrane. Gene Ontology annotation, biological process: photosynthesis. The record is from RefSeq and is a predicted model, not a curated record.
CCUCCUCUCUAUUCUUCAACUCUCUCAAAUCAGCAGCAGCUCCCAUGGCUUCUAAGCUCUCUUCUCCCACUGCAAUCUUAUCCUCUCUCCCCCAAUUCUCUGGCCUCAAAGCUCAACAACCAUCAACGGUGAAGCUUCCGGCCAAGGCGGGGCGGCGACAUGGGAACGGAGCUCUCUCCGCUCGCUGUGACUCAUUCAUAGGCUCACCAACAAACAUUAUAAUGGUGACGAGCACGGCUUUGAUGUUGUUCGCCGGGCGGUUCGGUCUGGCGCCGUCGGCGAAUAGAGUGGCGACGGCGGGGUUGAAGCUGGAGGCCCGAGACUCGGGGCUGCAGACUGGGGAUCCGGCUGGCUUUACUUUGGCGGAUACAUUGGCUUGUGGUACAGUUGGGCACAUUAUAGGAGUGGGAAUUGUGUUGGGACUCAAGAAUUUGGGAGCUUUGUGAAGAGCAGCUGGAUCUUAUGGAAUUUUUCUGCUCUUUUCAAUUAUGUUGUUA